UGCGUACACAACCCAUUAAAAUAUCUUACAGGCAUCGCCUUAAGCGAUCGCGAUGGACUUGCUGACGCUCUGUCCAGCGUCAAGAGCCUUGUCGCGGAGGGCGAGGGCAUGCUCGUGCUUCUCUUUCGCCAACAUCUCUUUCUCCUCACAAAUCCUUGACGCUGACUCUAUGCCAAUAUCCAGGACUUCCAAUUGCCGGCGGUGGUCGUCCAACCGCACAACGUCCUCAUCUUGUAAAACACCCUCCAUAGCCUGAUGCGACGUCUGCCGCACAAGUUUCGCGGCAGCGAGUGCUUUCUGGCGCAAUUCCUGCGCACGUGACAAUGCUUCAUCAGCCCGGCGUUCCGCUUCCACACGCUUCGCUAUGGCUUCUUCUUGACGCCGUCGCACGGCUUCGAGCUGUUCAAUUUGCUCUCGAAUGACGUUUUCCUCUUGCAUUUGCCACAUUUUUUCAUGCCGUUGACGCUCCUGGGCCUGCAACUCCUCGACAGCCUUUCGCGCACUCUCCCUGACAAUAUGCGCGCGCUUCUUCAUAUCCAAGACCGUCUGCAAUUUCUUGAACUUUUCAGCUUUGGCCAGCGCCUUUUGUCGCUCGAUAUCCCGCAAUGCCUUGUCCGCUUCAAACUGCAGCCAGAGCUCCUCUUCAACUGCUCGCUUUUCAAUCUCCCCCCGCGCAUUGUACUCCAUCAUGGACACCUGCAUGACGGCUUUCAACAUCUUUUCAUCGCGCUCAGCUUCAGCUUCCUGUCGCUUGCGCCGUUUUUCGUCGAGCGUCGCGCGAAUCUUCAUCAGAGCGAGAAGUUCCUCUUGCUGCCACCGUUCUUCAUCGACAACCGUCAUGGCCUCGAUGCGUUCUCGUUCUUUUUGUUCUGCCUUAGAGACAGCUAGAGUCGCCUCCAUUUCACGUUGAUGGGCGAGUUCGAUGGCCGCGCGGCGUUCGCGGCGUUUUUCCUCCAUGGAUAAGCGUUCAAUCCGAGACGGAUCUAAAGUGUUGUCGUCGUCAUAUUCAAGGGUUUGCAAGGAGAUCGAUCUAGCCGAUGCAGGUCUCGUCGAUGGCACUGUGCUCAUGCCGUUUGACGGUUGAUGGCGACACGCAUGCAUCUCCGUCUCCUCCCGACGGCGUGGUUUUGACGGAUGUGGUGUCGAGUUCGC
Messenger RNA from Aphanomyces invadans, 1152 nucleotides. RefSeq lists its product as hypothetical. Bases 454 to 888 code for a protein of 144 amino acids. Lineage: Eukaryota; Oomycota; Saprolegniomycetes; Saprolegniales; Verrucalvaceae. The transcript has a single exon. The record is from RefSeq and is a predicted model, not a curated record.